Molecule: messenger RNA, 1402 nt
Organism: Babjeviella inositovora NRRL Y-12698
Lineage: Eukaryota; Fungi; Ascomycota; Pichiomycetes; Serinales
Exons: 1
Coding region: 190-1272 (360 amino acids)
Source: RefSeq, a predicted model, not a curated record
CUUGCGUCUCCUUUAGAGAUUUGCGUCUGUUAGGCGCAUGAAUGCCAUAGUUUAUACCACAUGCCAACUCCGAGCGCCCCUGAAAUACAUACAAUUACGGAUGGCCCCAAUACUUAAACAUCCCCUCAUCUUAGCUUCUUUUGUUCAGAUAUACUUUUUCGCGCGCCAUCCACCUACCACUUACCCCCAAUGCUUAGUUUGAAAUUUAUCGCUUCAUGCCUUCUUCUUUUCCCAAAGAUUGUUCAACAGUUGGCGUUUCACUUCACAGUGGGCUCAAACAUUCGCUGUUUGGAUGUCAGAACCUUGCUCAGGUGUGUUUUAGUCAACCAUGCUCUGAACUAUGCAAAACCUUACGACUUAUUUCUGGCCUCUGAGCGGUGGAAUACCCUUCCAAACACCUUGGCUAAGGCGAAGAAAGCCAUUGAGCAUGAGAGGGGGUAUCGCCCUCUUCCAAACUAUGGGAAACCAUACCUGAAUAACGGUUUGGGCCAUGCAACGUGGAUUGUGGAAGCUCCAGACAGGAAGCCAUCUGACCCGAUUAUCUUUUACUUACAUGGGGGUGGCUUCUUUUUCCCAACAUUCGACAGUCAGGUGAAGGCGUUAACCUACAUAUACCGUGGCUUGCUCAAUGACAGGUUAUCCAUCCUACUUGUUGACUACUCCAUUACUCCUGAGGCCAAGUAUCCUGUCGCUUUAAACCAAACUGCGUACAUUUACAACCAAUUGGCAGUUAAGGAAGGUAACACAAACAUCACCAUUUUAGGUGAUUCAGCCGGUGGGAAUUUGGCUAUCGUGUUGAUGAAACAUAUCAAAACUCCAAUUGAAGCGAUAAUCACCACCAUCCCACCCGAGUAUAAGCCCCAAGCUGCUAUCCUUGUGUCACCCGCCACGUGUUUAGUGCCUAAAUUGAAAGGGUCAUUCGUGACUAAUGCGAAGAGCGAUAUUCUUUCCUUCAAUACCCUGGUACUAGUGGCUAAAAUGUACCACCCCGAUGAAAAACUUAGAAAGACAUUGCCUCUCAGUCCAUUGUACUCCGAGCCAUCAGAUUGGGAUGGUGUCUUCCCGGAGAAGCUUUUGGUGAUUGCUGGUGAAAAAGAGGUUCCUAUUGAUGACAUCCUUGCAUUCACCAGGGUUGCCAAGAUUAAGGAGUCUGAUGUGAGUAUAGAGCCUAAUGGUUGGCAUGAUGAGUUUAUGUUUUAUACUCACAACUACCACUUUUAUGCGAAGACAUGGUCGUACCACAAGAUCUGCGAGUUCCUCCGUAAGACAUAAUGUUUCGAAAUUAUGUACUAAUCCCAUGCAAUACCUAGGUUAAUUACAUCUAAUUAUUUAAUCCUGAAUUGUUUCUUUCAUCUUUGAAAACUUUAAACUGGUAAAUACAUCUGGCUCUAGGGGGAUGAAC